This is a messenger RNA of Camelina sativa (false flax), 1071 nucleotides long. NCBI's taxonomy places the organism in Eukaryota, Viridiplantae, Streptophyta, Magnoliopsida, Brassicales, Brassicaceae. The record is from RefSeq and is a predicted model, not a curated record.
AUGCCAAAGCCAAACAGCAUAGGUUUAGAUCAUUCCAACCGUUAUAUAACAGAGGAGAAGAACUACAAUCGUGAUGAAUUGAAAGAAAAACAUGAUGAAUGGAUAGAUAUGAUGACGUCGGAGCAAAGGGCAAUAUAUGAUGAGAUAAUGGUAGCUGUUUUAAAUGACGGUGGAGGAGUCUUUUUUGUUUACGGUUUUGGGGGAACAGGAAAGACUUUUAUGUGGAAAACUCUUUCUGCAGCUGUUAGAUACAGGGGAUUGAUAACUAUAAAUGUUGCCUCAAGUGGUCUAGCUUCUUUGCUGUUAGAGGGAAAGACUUUUAUGUGGAAAACUCUUUCUGCAGCUGUUAGAUACAGGGGAUUGAUAGCUAUAAAUGUUGCCUCAAGUGGUAUAGCUUCUUUGCUGUUAGAGGGUGGAAGGACUGCACACUCAAGGUUUUGUAUCCCUAUAAAUCCUGAUGAUUUUACAACCUGUAAUAUCAAUCCUACUUCAGAUUUGGCUAAGAUGUUGAAAGAAGCGUCUCUCAUCAUAUGGGACGAAGCACCAAUGAUGAGCAGAUAUUGUUUUGAGAAUCUGGAUAGAAGUUUAUCAGAUAUAAUGAGAAAUGCAGACAACAAGCCGUUUGGUGGAAAGGUAGUUGUAUUUGGAGGCGACUUUAGACAAGUAUUACCUGUAAUAAAUGGUGCUGGUAGGGCUCAGAUUGUUCUAGCUUCAUUAAACAUUUCGUAUCUAUGGGAACAUUGUAAUGUUCUGUCUUUGACGAAGAAUAUGCGGCUUAUGUCAAAGAAUAUGACAGAGAUUGAAUCAAGGAAUAUAAAGGAGUUUUCUGAUUGGAUUCUAGCUGUUGGAGAUGGCAAAAUUCCCGAAACAAACGAUGGGGAAGCUCUUAUUGAUAUUCUAGUAGAAUUGCUGAUAACAGAUGUAGUUGAUCCUAUUGAUUCUAUAAGUAGAGCCGUAUAUGGUGAUUUGGACAAGUUGCAUACGAAAACAGAUCCGAAGUUUUUCCAAACAAGAGCUAUUUUAUGUCCAACAAAUAGUGAUGUUAACACCAUCAAUGAAAGACUGCUUUAG